Silurus meridionalis is the source of this 6858-nucleotide messenger RNA. It is a transcript of the gene ints1, whose product is annotated as integrator complex subunit 1. The record is from RefSeq and is a predicted model, not a curated record. Gene Ontology annotation, biological process: U2 snRNA 3'-end processing. NCBI's taxonomy places the organism in Eukaryota, Metazoa, Chordata, Actinopteri, Siluriformes, Siluridae. The transcript has 48 exons. Bases 177 to 6758 code for a protein of 2193 amino acids. Gene Ontology annotation, cellular component: integrator complex.
AUUACAAUAUUUGUUGUGGGAUUCUGCCGGCGGCAUUUUUCUCCCGGUGCACGAGAGGGCGCUGCUCAGCUCAGAACCGCGCGGUCACCGGCCGACCGAGAAGAAGAGGUUUUUACCAUGGAGCAUCGGCUCUAAACAUCCAAACAGAUUGCAAUUAUUGAUCUACAUCUUGCGCCAUGAAUCGGCCGAAGCCGACCAGCCUUAGGCGCCCCAGUGGUGCCAAAACAUCAGGUCACCCUCCACCAGGAGAUUUCAUCGCUUUAGGAGCCAAAAGUCAGGCGAGCGAGACUAAAGCAAACCCGGCUCUGCUUAAACCAGCAUCUACAGGAUUGCCCCCGGACCGCAAAAGAGAGGCUUCGUCAGCUUUACCCUCAUCCUCAGGCUUGUCCAACCUCACUAAACGCCCCAAGCACUCUGCCACUCCACCCAGUGCACUCGCACGUCUUGCUGAAGUAGCUGCUGUUGACAAAAGAGCAAUUUCACCCUCUAUUAAAGAGCCAUCUGUGGUGCCUAUUGAAGUUCCUCCGGCUGUAUUACUGGAUGAGAUCGAGGCAGCUGAGGCUGAUGGCAACGAUGAGCGUAUUGAAGGAUUGCUGUGUGGUGCAGUCAAACAGCUGAAGAUGAACCGGGCCAAGCCGGACAUCACUCUGUACCUCAGUCUCAUGUUCCUUGCCAAGAUCAAACCCAACGUAUUUGCAACUGAAGGAGUCAUUGAGGCUUUGUGCAGCCUCCUUCGGCGUGAUGCCUCUAUUAACUUUAAGGCCAAGGGGAACAGCCUGGUGUCCGUUCUGGCCUGCAAUCUGCUGAUGGCAGCGUAUGAAGAGGACGAGAACUGGCCUGAGAUUUUUGUCAAAGUGUACAUUGAGGACUCUCUAGGUGAGAGAAUCUGGGUGGACAGCUCCCACUGUAAAACAUUCGUAGACAACAUACAGACUGCAUUUAACACCAAGAUGCCCCCGAAGACCAUGCUGCUGCAGACCGAAACGACCCGCUCAGGAGGAGAUAUGAGUGCAGGAAACAGUCCUCAUCCUUCCACUCCAGAUGAGGAUGACAAUCAAACUGAGUUCCUAAUUGCAGAGGAGAAGCUUAGUCCUGAAGAUGAAGGGCAGGUUAUGUCCAGGUACGAUGAGUUGGCAGAUAGUGUGGAGGACUACGUGCUGGAUGUUUUAAGGGACCAACUAAAUCGCAGACAACCCAUGGACAACGUAUCCCGAAACCUGCUGCGCCUGCUAACAGCCACCUGCGGUUACAAGGAGGUUCGACUAAUGGCUGUACAGAGGCUGGAGAUGUGGCUGCAGAAUCCAAAGCUGACAAGACCAGCACAGGACCUCCUCAUGUCCCUGUGCAUGAACUGUAGAACCCACGGCGCUGACGACAUGGACGUGAUCUCCAACCUAAUCAAGAUUCGUCUUAAGCCUAAAGUUCUCCUCAAUCAUUACAUGCUGUGUGUCCGGGAGCUCCUGAAUGCACACAGAGAUAACCUGGGCACCAUGAUUAAGCUCGUGAUCUUUAAUGAGCUGUCCAACGCCAGAAAUCCGAACAACAUGCAAGUGCUUCAUACAGUCUUGCAGCACAGCCCAGAGCAGGCCCCAAAGUUCCUGGCCAUGGUAUUCCAGGACUUGCUGACUAACAAGGAUGAUUAUUUGCGUGCAUCUCGUGCUCUGCUCAGAGAGAUCAUCAAGCAGACCAAGCAUGAAAUCAACUUCCAGUCUUUUUGCCUGGGCCUCAUGCAGGAGAGGAAGGAGGCCUUAUAUGCUGACAUGGAGUUUAAAGAGCGUUUUGUUAUCCAGGUGACGGACCUGUUAACAGUGUCCAUGAUGCUGGGCAUCACAGCACAAGUUAAAGAAGCUGGCAUUGCAUGGGACAAGGGAGAAAAGAAGAAUCUGGAAGUUCUCAGAGCUUUUCAGAACCAGAUUGCAGCCAUCCAGAGAGAUGCUGUGUGGUGGCUGCACACUGUGGUUCCUUCCAUCAGCAAACUGGGACCGAAAGACUAUGUGCACUGCCUCCACAAAGUGCUAUUCACAGAGCAGCCUGAAACAUAUUACAAGUGGGAUAACUGGCCUCCGGAAAGUGACAGAAAUUUUUUCCUUAGGCUGUGUUCAGAGGUUCCUUUGCUGGAGGACACGCUGAUGCGCAUCCUGGUGAUUGGGCUGUCCCGAGACCUGCCUUUGGGCCCAGCAGACGCCAUGGAACUGGCUGAUCACUUGGUGAAGAGAGCUGCCGGAGCGCAGUCAGACGAUUUGGAUGUGUUGCAUGUGGAGAGGAUUCAGCUUAUCGAUGCUGUCCUGAACUUGUGUACAUACCAUCACCCAGAGAUUAUCCAGCUUCCUGCAGGGUAUCAGCCUCCAAAUCUGGCCAUAUCAACUCUCUACUGGAAAGCUUGGCUCCUGCUGCUUGUUGUGGCAUCCUUCAACCCUCAGAAAAUUGGUCUGGAUGCUUGGGAGGGCUACCCCACUUUGAAAAUGCUUAUGGAGAUGGUUAUGACCAACAACUACUCCUAUCCACCCUGUACGGUGGCUGAUGAGGAGACAAAGGCGGAGAUGAUUAGCCGUGAGCUUCAGGUCUCCCAGAAGGAGCGUCAGGAGAUCCUGGCCUUCGAAAGCCACCUGGCAGCUGCGUCCACCAAGCAGACCAUUACGGAAAGCAGCAGCCUGCUGCUGUGCCAGCUUACCAGCCUGGAGCCAAAGGGUCCGCCACGCAGACCACCACCACACAUCCAGGAACAGCUGAAGAGUCUGAACCAGUCACUACGUUUGGGACAUCUCUUGUGCCGCAGCCGCAAUCCAGACUUCCUCCUCAACAUCAUCCAGAGACAGGCAUCUUCCCAGUCCAUGCCAUGGCUGGCAGACCUGGUCCAGUCCAGUGAAGGGUCGUUGGACGUACUGCCUGUUCAGUGCCUGUGUGAAUUCCUCCUCCAUGAUGCAGCUGACGAGACACCAUCUGCUGAUGACGAAGAAGAAGGAGAGAGCAAAGAGCAGAAAGCAAAGAAAAGACAGAGACAGCAAAAGCAGAGACAACUCUUAGGACGGCUGCAAGAUCUGCUGUUGGGGCCUAAGGCAGACGAGCACACAACCUGUGAGGUGCUGGACUACUUCCUGCGCAGACUUAGCUCUUCUCAGGUGGCAUCCAGAGUGCUUGCUAUGAAGGGUCUGUCCUUGGUCCUUUCCGAGGGAGGGAUAAAGGAUGGGGAAGAGCGGGACCAGGUGAUGGAGGAUGACUCCAGGGAUGCGGAGCUGCUUCCUACCUAUCAGUGGCUCUUGCAGGACCUACCCAAUCUGCCGUUGUUUGACAGCGUGAGAGGCAUGACUGCCAGCGCCCUGCAGCAGGCCAUUCACAUGGAGACUGAUCCUCAGACCAUACGUGCCUAUGUGAUCUACCUCUCCCAGCAUGCACCAGUAGGGGAGCAGGGCCUGCACAAUGAUCUAGCACUGGAUGUAGCUCGGCUGAUCGUGGAGCGCUCCACCAUCAUGAACAGUCUAUUCUCAAAGCACCCAUGCAGGCCAGAGUCAGACGCAACACUCACCGCCCUCCUGUCUAUCUUCUCUACCUACAUCUGUCGUAUGAGGAAAACCAAGGAAGGAGAGGAUCUUUACAGCUGGUCUGAGUCUCAGGACCAGGUGUUUCUGCGCUGGACAACAGGAGAAACAGCUACAAUGCAUAUUCUGGUGGUCCAUGCCAUGGUCAUCCUGCUCACGUUAGGACCACCCAAAGCAGAUGAAAGUGAGUUCCUCACUCUACUAGAAAUCUGGUUCCCUGAUAAAAAACCCCUUCCUACUGCUUUCCUGGUGGACACAUCAGAGGAAGCUUUGCUCUUACCCGAUUGGCUAAAACUGAGGAUGAUCCGCUCAGAAGUAUCCAGACUGGUUGAUGCAGCAUUGCAGGAUUUGGAGCCGCAGCAGCUGCUGCUGUUUGUGCAGUCCUUCGGCAUUCCAGUGUCCAGCAUGAGCAAACUGCUGCAGUAUUUGGACCAGGCCGUCUCCCAUGACCCACAGUCACUGGAGCAGAACAUCAUGGACAAGAAUUACAUGGCUCAUUUGGUGGAGGUGCAGCAUGAGAGAGGUGCAACAGGAGGACACACGUUUCACAGUUUACUCAGUGCAUCGAUUCCAACACGCAGAGACAGUGCAGAGUCGAGUAGGGUGAAAAUGGCAGUAGAUCCUCCACACAGCUUGGUGAAGAUGAGAGCCGUGAGUCAGUUGCCUGUCAUCGGCCCUGACGAUGAUCUCGCCGCCAUUCUGCUGCAGCUGUUCCCAGUGAAGAUGGACCCACGCUGGCCCACGACCCGAUCCCGCCCCUUGGCCUUGGCCCUGCAGCAGGUUCUUGCUAAAGAAGUGUUGCUGGCACGAAAGGGAAUGGGUCAGCAGGGUGGAACAGCUGCACGAGUCCUGCAGGCCCUUGCAGCCCUGCUCGGGUCGGCCCACGCUGGAUCUCUGGUAGUGGCGAUGCAUCAUAGUCAUGCUUUUUUGUGCCCUUUGCUGCGUCAGCUGCAUCUCUACCAGAUUGCAUCCCAGGAUGUGGCUUUCAGUUCACUCUUUUUUAAGGUGGUCAUGCAGAUGUUAACCUGGUUGGAGAGCUCUGCACUGGAGGCAGGGCCGCUUAUCAACCUGCUGAAGUCUCUGGUGGCGCAGUAUUCUCACAAGCACCACAUCACCGAUGUACAUACAGGUUUUCUGCACCUGGCAGAGGCACUCGCAUACAGACGGGAUUCAGAGGUGGCUGUGAGGGGCAUCAUCGCCUCGCUAAGAGCGGGGGAGAAAUGCAACGCUGCGCCUGAACUCAUCAGGAAAGUCUUACAGGGAUUAAUGGAGGUGAAGUCACCAUACCUGGAGGAACUGCUGUCCCUACUCAUGACUGUUGGCAUGCAGACGGGCACACCUGGUAACACAGCUGGUCCUGUUGCCAUGGUAAUCCUGUUGCUGCUACAGGAGACCGAAGAGCGAGGGGUGAAGCUGGAGGCAGAAUCUAAAAUUAUUUCUGAAGGGAAGAGAACCAGUUCCAGCUCAGGGCUGUUAGUUGAUUGGCUGGAGUUGCUCGACCCAGAGGUGACCUCUGUGUGCUCAGACCUCCAGCAGAAAUUACUCUUCUCAGUUAACAAGAGUAAAGGCUCUGGAGUGUGUGCAGUCCCUUCCUACAGGCCCUACCUGCUGGCUCUGCUUACACACCAGUCCAACUGGAGCACUUUGCAUCAGUGCAUCACCACUUUGCUUAACAAGCCUAAAGAGCACAGCGUGGACCCCUCCUCAGCUUUGGACUUCCUGUGGGCAUGCAGUCACAUCCCUCGCAUCUGGCAAGGCAGAGAUCAGAAAACUCCACAGAAACGCACUGAGAAGAUUGUCUUGAAGCUGACCAGUGAUGAGUUGAUCAGUCUGGUGGAUCUGAUCCUUUGGGAGUCAGAACUGAGCUGGAGAGACACAGGCAAAGCUGAUGAGACUCUAGACCAGGCCUCCUGUUCUCUUAUCCAGUCCCGUCUGCCCCUGCUGCACAGCUGCUGCCACAGCGACCCCCAGAAUGUCCACACGGUCUGCGAAUACCUGCUCAACUGCAUCAAGAAGUGGGGGAACAGUGUGAUGAGCAGGAGGUGCGAGAAUCUUCUGCUGCAAAUAUACCUCCAGUUCCCCGAGGUCAUCCAGCAUGUACGUCUGCCAGAUGCUGCGCUGGUUGGAGAAGCCGCUGCUGACGGAAGCACCUGCAAGCUGGACAUCCUGGUGCAUCGUCUCAUCACACUUAUGGCCGACACUGGAGAGUCCAAAUCAGCAGAGAGUCGUGUGUUCGAUGCAACCCUGGCUUGCAGGAGGUUAUCUGUGUCCCACCCUGUACUUCUGCUCAGACACCUGCCUAUGGUUGCUGCUCUUCUGCAUGGCCGGAUCCACCUGAACCUGCAUGAGUUCAGGCAGCAGCACCAUAUGACUUUCUUUAGUGACGUUUUGGCCUUCCUGGAGUUGCUGCAGCCGCGUGUGUUUCACCCUGACCACCAGAGGGCGCUGCAGGACUGCUUACUGUCCUUUAUUAAAGUCCUACAGAAUUUCAGAAGACUGUCCCGUAUGCCGAUCAUUAACAAGUUUGUGCAGUUCAUUCAGAAAUACAUUACUCAUGACGCAGCAGCUGCCGUGCCUUACCUUCAGAAGCACUCUGAUAUUCUACAGGGUCUUGCCUCAGAGAAUCCAGACCUGGUGCAGCUAAAAUCCCUGCUAGCUGGUCUUACUCUGCCUGUGAAGACGUGCUCUUCAGACGCCGCUUCAGAGGACAGAGAUGCUGAGGACUCUUCCUCCGGUUCCCUGCCUCUGGUCAGUAUCUCAGCCUCUACAGCACUUAGCACUGCGGAUAUGACCAAGUACCUGAAGAAGAUUUCAGGAGGAGAAGCCAUUGAAGAUGUGUUGGAUGUCUUGACCGAGGUGGAUGAGAAGUCGAAGAGAAAUCCGGAAAUAAUCCAGUAUUUUGUGAGUGAUCUGCAAAGGCUGAUGAGCUCACCUGAGGAACUGUGUCGGAACAUGGCUUUUAGACUCGCGCUGCGCUGCGUUCAGAACACUCCCAGCCUGGCGUCAGACUUCCUGCCCACCUUUAUGUACUGCAUGGGCAGUGGGAACUAUGACGUUAUCCAAACAACCCUGAGGAACCUUCCAGAAUAUGUUCUCCUCUGCCAAGAACAUGCUGAUAUUCUGCUCCAUAAAGCAUUCUUAGUUGGGAUCUAUGGCCAGAUAGACACCAGCUCUAUGAUCGCAGAAUCCAUGAAAGUCCUGCACAUGGAGGCCACAACAUAGCCUUUGUUAUUUGAGGUUUGAUUUUUAGCUGCCUUAAACCUGAAGGUCGUGCAGUUAAAAUAAAUAAAAACAACAACAAAAAAAAACAGAUUAACAUCAA